Suillus paluster is the source of this 1564-nucleotide messenger RNA. RefSeq lists its product as uncharacterized. Gene Ontology annotation, molecular function: iron ion binding; stearoyl-CoA 9-desaturase activity; heme binding. The record is from RefSeq and is a predicted model, not a curated record. Bases 182 to 1426 code for a protein of 414 amino acids. Gene Ontology annotation, biological process: unsaturated fatty acid biosynthetic process. NCBI's taxonomy places the organism in Eukaryota, Fungi, Basidiomycota, Agaricomycetes, Boletales, Suillaceae. The transcript has 7 exons. Gene Ontology annotation, cellular component: endoplasmic reticulum membrane.
CAGUUCACCCGUGCCAUGUCUCAAGUAAACGGCACAUAUAGUCUGGAGGAAAAUCCAACGGACUGCUGUCCCACCGUCGCAGGGUGAUACAUAAGCCUGGUAACAGCGCGACCAUCCGUCUGUUCUUCUCGCUCGCGUCCUCUUCUAUCGGCGUUCCUGGUGGUGACGACCGCAGUUCAAUAUGCAGUUCAUUAAGAACUUGACACAAGGCUUUCCGACAAUCACUGGCAUACGAUGGUUCAACCUUUCUGUCCUUGUUAUUACACCCGCCCUUUCCCUGUACGGCUUGCUAUAUGCUUCCAUCUAUCGGAACACUGUCGUCUGCACGGUCCUCUAUUACAUUUAUUCCAUGCUUGGUAUCACUGCUGGAUACCACCGGCUUUGGUCACACAGGUCGUAUAACGCUUCGUUCCCUUUGCAGGUAUUCCUCAUCCUUGCUGGGGCAAGCGCGGUGCAAGGCUCGUGUUACUGGUGGGCACGCCGACACCGUUCUCACCACAGGCAUACCGACACGGACUUUGACCCUUACAACUCGGAACGUGGCCUCCUCUGGACGCACAUCGGAUGGAUCAUCUUCGAGUCAGAGUUGAAACCAGGGCCAGCUGAUACUUCUGACUUGCGUCAAGACCCUCUGGUACAGUGGCAACACCGCUGGUACUUCGUCAUCCUCACUAUUUUCGGAUAUUUGCUUCCAAUGGUCAUUCCGGGUCUGUUAUGGGGAGACUGGCAAGGCGGAUUCUUUUUUGUCGGUGCCCUUCGCAUGACCGCGUGCCAUCACAGCACUUUUUGCAUCAACUCUAUCGCUCACUAUCUCGGAAGCACGCCAUACGAUGACAAGCACUCGCCGCGCGACCACCUUGUGUCUGCUAUCCUUACGAUGGGGGAAGGGUACCAUAACUUCCACCAUCAGUUUCCCAUGGACUACAGGAAUGCAUUCCGAUGGUACCAGUAUGACCCUACCAAGUGGUUCAUCGCCGCGUGCCAUUACCUCGGUCUCGCCUCCCAUCUCCGUGUUUUCCCUAGCAACGAAAUUGAAAAGGGCGCACUCACGAUGAAGCUCAAGGUUCUCAAGGACGUCCAGGACUCAAUUAAAUGGCCUGUGUCCCCGCAGGAAUUGCCCGUGGUAACGUGGGAGACAUACCAGAAAGAGUCACAGUCUCGAACCCUUCUCCUCAUCUCAGGGUUCAUUCACGACGCGUCCUUGUUCCUUGAUAUCCAUCCGGGAGGAGCCACUUUACUCACGCGAAACUCUGGGAAAGACAUGACAGCCUCCUUUUUCGGUGGUGUCUAUGCCCACUCUCACGCAGCGCAUAACCUCCUUGCAAUGAUGCGCGUGGGCAUCCUGGCGGGUGGUGUUGAGGCGCCAGCCGAGCAUGCCAUCCCGCCCAGUCAGCGACUCGUUAUUCGUACUAAUGCCUCCCACUGACACAGCUGUGUUACCCAUCGGUCUCCAUGUGUCUGGUUCGUUAGAUAUUCCUCCAACAAUCAACUUGUGUAUCAAUGUGAUCCUUCAGCCCAAAAAACUACGAAUAUCUAUAGCAUAAAUCUUUGAAAUUUGUAGCUC